Molecule: messenger RNA, 2865 nt
Organism: Ailuropoda melanoleuca (giant panda)
Lineage: Eukaryota; Metazoa; Chordata; Mammalia; Carnivora; Ursidae
Gene: TRIT1
Product: tRNA isopentenyltransferase 1
Exons: 11
Coding region: 1226-2470 (414 amino acids)
Biological process (GO): tRNA modification
Cellular component (GO): mitochondrion
Molecular function (GO): tRNA dimethylallyltransferase activity; ATP binding
Source: RefSeq, a predicted model, not a curated record
GGCUCUUUAUAUUUCUUCUGUGGACUGUUUUAUCAAUUAACAAUUUUCUUUUACUUGAAGAUAGCUUAUAUGCUUGUUGGGUCAAUAACCUCAGUAGCUGAAAGCACAGAAGCUUCAGAGUGAUAAUGACACUAAACUUAUUUCCCCUUCUCCUUGCGUUGUGGUAGUACUAGCGAGUGUAAUAUAGGUAGUUAGACGGUGACCCUGUAGAGCGUAUGCAGUGUGUCAGGCAAAGACUAAGUGCUUUACAUGUAUUAACUCACUUAAUCCACAGAACAACCCGUGAGAUAGAUACUGUUAUCCUCAUUUUACUGAUGAGGGAUUGAGGCAGAGGGAGGUUAGUAACUGACUACUCCACAAGUACAAAUAACUGGUAAGCGGCAGAGCUAGGAAUUGAUCUGAGGCAGCCUGGCGCCAGCGUCCUUCCUCCUAACCAUUAUACGGUACUGUACUUAAUCGACACUCAUGUAAGUAAAGGGAAAUGUGAGAUAAAAAAUGCUUUUAACAUCUUUGUGGGCUCUAUGGAACUUAUUAUUUGUUCAUUCAAUGCUCCCUGUAGAAUCAGUGAUUACAGAGGGAACAUUUAAUCUCAAAGCAUUCAUCCCUAUUUUCAAAGUAGUAUUUUCAGAUCUGUUCUCCAUCUGAGACCUUGCAUUUAGAAAAAGUACAUUUGAACUUUUUAGUUGAAUUGGCAGAUCAAGAGCUUACAGACAGGAUAUUGCCUUUGAGUAUUUAGACUGUAUGUGCUGACCCCCUGAAGCAGUAAUUUGGUUAGAUCACAAUGUUUCCAUUAGAGUACAGCAGUAUUAGGGGGUCUGACUUCAAAGUGUGUAUGUGUGUGUUUUAUAUGUAUCUUUGUAAAUAGGCCACUUCUUUACAAAUGGAGCCAAGAUUCUAAAACUCUUUCAGAGCCAUUUAAAUCCAAGAAAUAUCUAAGCAUUUGAAGUAGAACUAGGAACAAUGCAAAAUGUUACCUUUCUGGAGACUUGUGAUAAUUAAAAUAAAUAAAACAACCUGCCCAUUUUUAAAUACUUAAAGAACCUCCAGUUAAUCUUGCAGCAUGAGUUCUCACUUGAGCAUUGAUUUACAUACACUUUUUAUCUUGAAGUCUAAGCUAAUAGCCACUGUUUGAUAAGAAAACCAGUGUUCCAUUUUCUUCUGCUUCCUUUGUCUUAGGUUUUUGUGGAUCUGCUGUGCUCUGAACAUGUAUGCUUAGAACACAUCUAUGCUGGUGCUUUGGGUUUAUGAAGGCCUAGACAUCAUCACCAACAAGGUUUCUGCCCAAGAGCAGAGAAUGUGCCAGCACCACAUGCUCAGCUUUGUGGAUCCUCUGGUGACAAAUUACACAGUCGUGGACUUCAGGAACAAGGCAACUGCUCUGAUUGAAGAUAUAUUUGCCCGACACAAAAUUCCUAUUGUCGUGGGAGGAACCAAUUAUUACAUUGAGUCUCUGCUCUGGAAAGUUCUUGUCAAUACUAAGCCUCAGGAGAUGGGCACUGAGAGAGUGAUUGACCGGAAAAUAGAGCUUGAAAAGGAGGAUGGCCAUGCACUCCACAAACGCCUGAGCCAAGUGGACCCAGAAAUGGCUGCCAGGCUGCACCCACAUGACAAACGCAAAGUGGCCAGGAGCUUGCAAGUGUUUGAAGAAACGGGAAUCGCUCAUAGUGAAUUUCUUCAUCGUCAACAUGCAGAGGAAGGUGGUGGUCCCCUUGGAGGCCCUCUGAAGUUCCCUAACCUUUGCAUCCUCUGGCUUCAUGCUGACCAGACAGUUCUAGAUGAGCGCUUGGAUAAGAGGGUGGAUGACAUGCUUGCUGCUGGGCUCUUGGAUGAACUAAGAGAUUUUCACAGACGCUAUAAUCAGAAGAAAGUUGCAGAAAAUAGCCAGGACUAUCAGCAUGGUAUCUUCCAAUCCAUUGGCUUCAAGGAAUUUCACGAGUACCUGGUCACUGAGGGAAAAUGCACACCAGAGACUAGUAACCAGCUCCUAAAGAAAGGUAUUGAGUCUCUGAAACAAGUGACUAAGAGAUAUGCCCGGAAGCAAAACCGAUGGGUUAAAAACCGUUUUUUGAGCAGACCUGGUCCCAGUGUCCCCCCAGUAUAUGGCUUAGACGUAUCUGAUGUCUCGAAGUGGGAAGAGUCUGUUUUUGAACCUGCUCUUGAAAUCGUGCAAAGUUUCGUCCAGGGCCACAAGCCUGCAGCUGCUCCAGUAAAGAUGCCGUGCAAUGAAACGGAGAACAAGAGAAGUUAUCACAUGUGUGACCUCUGUGAUCGAAUCAUCAUUGGGGACCGUGAAUGGGCAGCACAUAUAAAAUCCAAAUCCCACUUGCACCAACUGAAGAAGAGAAGAAGAUUGGACUUGGAUGCUGUUGCUACCAUGGAAAGUCAGAGUGUUUCUCCAGACUGUGACAAAGAGCUUAAAGAGAAAGGAUCCCCAGGGCAGAAUGAGAAAGAGCUGAAAUCUGGUGUUUAAAGAGACAUGUCCAGUAGCCUUUGCACAGGUAGGGGCCCAGUUCAGGAGGGACGGUUAUGUCUGUGUCCCCGUCUGGACUGAGGAGUGCUAUGCAGAAAGCCCCCACCGUUUUCUUUCUUCAGUGGUGUAGUUUUAAAGUCUCAUGUUCUCUGUCAUGGAAACAGCGGGGCUUGUUAGCUCUUGUUUGGCUGAUGUACCCAGUGGUAAUGAUGAUUUGGGGAAGGAAUCUUUUUCUUUUAACCUUAAAGGUUCUAUUUUUGAAAGAGGCACAGUUUGUACUUUUUAAUACUUGAGGAUCUUUUGGUAAUGAAUACCUGAAUUUCCUAUAUCCCUUAAAAAAGAAGUUUUAUAUGAGAGACUAUGGACUGUGAGAGGCAAACUGAGGACUUCAGAGG